AUGGCCCUAGCCUUCACGCUCUACACCGUCCCAGACCAUGACGGACCCUCCACCUCCAAAUCGAUCCCGCUCCAGAGUACAGGCCUCGGUGUAACACUCAUUCCUUCAACGACAAACGCGAGUCCGACCAUCACCCUUGAUUACAAUGUUCCACCAGCUCCUCCUCCCAUCUUCACAGAUAACAAUGUUCCACCACCUCCUCCUCCCAUCUUCACAGAUAACGAUGUUCCACCACCUCCUCCUCCCAUCUUCACAGAUAACGAUGUUCCACCACCUCCUCCUCCCAUCUUCACAGAUAACGAUGUUCCACCACCUCCUCCUCCCAUCUUCACAGAUAACGAUGUUCCACCACCUCCUCCUCCCAUCUUCACAGAUAACGAUGUUCCACCACCUCCUCCCAUCUUCACAGAUAACGAUGUUCCACCACCUCCUCCCAUCUUCACAGAUAACGAUGUUCCACCUCCUCCUCCCAUCUUCACAGAUAACGAUGUUCCACCACCUCCUCCCAUCUUCACAGAUAACGAUGUUCCACCACCUCCUCCCAUCUUCACAGAUAACGAUGUUCCACCACCUCCUCCUCCCAUCUUCACAGAUAACGAUGUUCCACCACCUCCUCCUCCCAUCUUCACAGAUAACGAUGUUCCUCCACCACCUCCUCCCAUCUUCACAGAUAACGAUGUUCCACCACCUCCUCCUCCCAUCUUCACAGAUAACGAUGUUCCACCACCUCCUCCUCCCAUCUUCACAGAUAACGAUGUUCCACCACCUCCUCCCAUCUUCACAGAUAACGAUGUUCCACCACCUCCUCCCAUCUUCACAGAUAACGAUGUUCCACCACCUCCUCCUCCCAUCUUCACAGAUAACGAUGUUCCACCACCUCCUCCUCCCAUCUUCACAGAUAACGAUGUUCCAUCACCUCCUCCUCCCAUCUUCACAGAUAACGAUGUUCCACCACCUCCUCCUCCCAUCUUCAUAGAUAACGAUGUUCCACCACCUCCUCCUCCCAUCUUCACAGAUAACGAUGUUCCACCACCUCCUCCUCCCAUCUUCACAGAUAACGAUGUUCCACCACCUCCUCCCAUCUUCACAGAUAACGAUGUUCCACCACCUCCUCCUCCCAUCUUCACAGAUAACGAUGUUCCACCACCUCCUCCCAUCUUCACAGAUAACGAUGUUCCACCACCUCCUCCUCCCAUCUUCACAGAUAACGAUGUUCCACCACCUCCUCCUCCCAUCUUCACAGAUAACGAUGUUCCACCACCUCCUCCUCCCAUCUUCACAGAUAACGAUGUUCCACCACCUCCUCCCAUCUUCACAGAUAACAAUGUUCCACCACCUCCUCCCAUCUUCACAGAUAACGAUGUUCCACCUCCUCCCAUCUUCACAGAUAACAAUGUUCCACCACCUCCUCCUCCCAUCUUCACAGAUAACGAUGUUCCACCACCUCCUCCUCCCAUCUUCACAGAUAACGAUGUUCCACCACCUCCUCCUCCCAUCUUCACAGAUAACGAUGUUCCACCACCUCCUCCUCCCAUCUUCACAGAUAACGAUGUUCCACCACCUCCUCCCAUCUUCACAGAUAACGAUGUUCCACCACCUCCUCCCAUCUUCACAGAUAACGAUGUUCCACCACCUCCUCCUCCCAUCUUCACAGAUAACGAUGUUCCACCACCUCCUCCUCUCAUCUUCACAGAUAACGAUGUUCCUCCACCACCUCCUCCCAUCUUCACAGAUAACGAUGUUCCACCACCUCCUCCUCCCAUCUUCACAGAUAACGAUGUUCCACCACCUCCUCCCAUCUUCACAGAUAACGAUGUUCCACCACCUCCUCCCAUCUUCACAGAUAACGAUGUUCCACCACCACCUCCUCCCAUCUUCACAGAUAACGAUGUUCCUGUGUUCUUCUAUUUUGGUUUGGGCACCCCUAAGGUUCUCUGGCAGACUAUACCGGAGGCUGAGGGCAAAGUAACUAAAAGCCGCCUCUCCAUGCCUCUUGGUCCCAGACUUUUGGAUAGUUUAAAGAGGAGUGGAGAACAGCAAGGGUCUCUGAUAGACCAAGAGGCUGCUCACUGUCCCAGUGGGUGA
This is a messenger RNA of Oncorhynchus nerka (sockeye salmon), 2085 nucleotides long. RefSeq lists its product as uncharacterized. The record is from RefSeq and is a predicted model, not a curated record. The transcript is spliced from 5 exons. Lineage: Eukaryota; Metazoa; Chordata; Actinopteri; Salmoniformes; Salmonidae. The coding region runs from base 1 to 2085 and encodes 694 amino acids.